This is a messenger RNA of Brassica napus (rape), 4964 nucleotides long. RefSeq lists its product as uncharacterized. NCBI's taxonomy places the organism in Eukaryota, Viridiplantae, Streptophyta, Magnoliopsida, Brassicales, Brassicaceae. Gene Ontology annotation, molecular function: cysteine-type peptidase activity. The coding region runs from base 1985 to 4747 and encodes 920 amino acids. Gene Ontology annotation, biological process: proteolysis. The transcript has 11 exons. The record is from RefSeq and is a predicted model, not a curated record.
CAUAAAAUCAUACAUUGAAAAGGUAAAAAAUAUAUCUUUUUGAAACAAAUUUUUUUUCCAAAAUAUACAUCUUAUAGGAACGGAGGGAGUAUAACUUAGCAAAUUCUUAUUAUUUUGUUUCUUUUUUUUUCGAACACAAGAUGACAAACUAUUAUUGAUUGGUGAACGUAUAGGUUCACUUUGACCUUAGAAGUGAAGUAAAAAAACUCUAGAAAAACAAAAUUUAAAAGAAAAUGUACUAGUAGAUCCGUAGACAUUCGUGAUAUUUUCAAAAGAAUACACAUACAAUUAAAAUUUGCCACAUAAUUCAUAUUAACAAAAUUAAGAAAAAACAACUAAAACAAAAUAAUGUUUUGAAAACAAACUUUAGAAACAGUUUCUUUUCCACCAUAACCCACGAACCACCAUCCUUUUCCUUCCUCCACAAACUUUUGCUCUCCUGUUCUUAUAUAUUUCUAGAUUUUUUCUAAGACGUGAAAUUUCCUUGACCACAAUCGCCUCUUUACCAUUUUUGGGCUCCAAAUUCAGAAAUUUAUUCAGGUAAAAACGUAUUAGCUUAAUUGUUUAAUGGUUUUUGUAUUGUACAAAAGGUUUUACAGAAAAAUGUCGACUGGAAACACUUUUGAAAAUAGUGAAUACUUUGAUACUAAAUGUAAUAAGACAAAGAAGCCAUAAAUUGUAGGUUAAUAAUUAGGAAGACCACAAGUUAAACAAGACAGAAAAAAAGGAAAGCUUCAAAAUAGUAUUUGUAUCCAGUGGACUAAUUAAAAAUCAAUUUAUUUUUUUAAACUAAUCUAAUAUAAUAUAAUCUUAUAUGUCGUGGUUAAUCAGAGUUAUUUUGUACAUGUAAGUUUAGUCAUAUGAAACUGAAAAUUUUCUAAUGGUGCACUAAGAAUUAAGACCUUUGACUUUGAGGUAAAAAGAUGAGUAUAUAAAACAAACGAGUUCCAUGUCGAAAGUAGAUUCAUGGUGCGGUGCACUAACAAUUAAGACCUCUAAGCAUCUGUUGAGUUCUAUGCGUUAAAUAUGGAAUUUUUUUUUUUUUUUUUUUGGCAACAUGAGAAAAUUAUUCAAAAUUAUCUAAUGGUUUUAGGCAUUUUUCUCAUAUGAUACUGAAAUUUUGUUUGUUUGAAAAGAAAAAUAUUCUCAUGCGAAGCAUGGGGUUAAUACUAGGGGAAUUGCACUGUAUGACGUCCAAUAACCGCAUAAUUCAUUCGAUGGCUACUUUCCCUAACUCACCGAUAUAUGACUCACCUUUUAUAAAAUAUUGCCAUUUUGCCUUCUUUAUUUACCGGGAGUAACGGGCAAAAAAAUAAAGAUUAAGUAAAAAUUUAAACUGUUCAUCCAACUGUCGUGGCGCAUCGUUAACCUACAUUUUUCUUUUUUACUUUACCAUUCCUCUCUUUGUAAACUAAGCACUAUUCUUCUCUUUCAUCACCACCGCAAAUUGACAUCGUGUUUUCCCUGACUUUAAACUGCUCGUCACCGCGAUACUACUUCACGGACCGACGAAUCGGAACACGGAAAGCAUUCUACAGUUCUUCUUCCGGCAAGGAAGACUCCGGUACUCUUUGCCAAAAUGGACGAAUUAGGUCUUCCUCUGAGAAUGUUUGAGGCGGGUUCGGAACCAUCAGGGCGGAAACGGGUUAAUAACUACUUCAACCUACGGUGGAUUAACAUCAUAAAGAAUGCACUAGAGGAAGAAGACUUGGAAAUGUUGAAUCAGUCGCAGUUCCGGAGAGUUUUGCAGAUGGGGUCGCAUACUUUUUCAGUAAUGUUCCUCCAUUACUGCCUCUCACGCCAGUUGGUCACUGCAAAAGAGUAUGAACUUUGGUGGAUCUUCGUUGGUAAGCCGAUACGCUAUGCUAUACAAGAUUUGCUAUGGUCACCGGACUGAACUGUGGCGACGGGGUUGAGUUAACUGGAGAACCCCCCCGAGAAAGGUAUCGGGCCAGGGAAGGCGUCCGGUAAAGGGAAAUCAUCUAUGUCAAUAUGGGAUGAUUUAUUUCGUGGGGAGGAGAAGCCCACACCUGGAUGGAUCAUGGAGCGGCUUGUGAGGGGUAAAAAAUACAAGGAUCGGUUAAUCCGUUUGCGGCUUUCGUUGUUGGUUUUGGUGGAAGGAAUUCUAUGUCCAACAUGUGGGACAACAAAUAUCAGACCCGAAAUAGUGAGCAUGCUUGGUGAUCUUGACGCUUUCCUGAAGUAUCCAUGGGGCAGGGAGUCAUUUUUACUGACGGUUAGAAGUACAAAAGCAAGAUCUGCAGUUAAUUAUGUGAAGGAUACAAUGGCCCUACAAGGAUUUACCCAUGCUAUGGUAUUGGUUACUGUGACUGCAUGUCCUUCUAUCAUUAUUAAGACUGGCGGUGCGGAUCCUCUAGCAGAUUCCAACUUGUCCAGCGAAGAGAUUAUCAGGAGAGUUGUUGAUAGAAAGGUGGUAGUCAACAUUGUCUCGGCUAAGUCGGUUGAUCAACUGGGACAGGCAUAUGUACGUUCUUUGAUUAGCACAGAUGAAGUGGGGGAGGAUCUUUAUCGUGGGUUGGGAGAUAAGGAAGAUACGAGUGUUGAUACCAUGGUUGCUUUGAUUGACGAUGAUUACCCAUUUGAGCAUAACACUUGGUCAGGUGGUGUGAAAGCGGAUGAUGUUAAACUGAAGAAGGGUCAUGCACAAACUUCGGAGUCAAGUGAUGAAAAUGUUCCUGACCCGGUUGAAAAGGAUAAUGCUCAUCGUGGUGGCGUAGAAAGUGGUGGUUACCCUGGAGAUCCGAGAGGGCAAUCAUCAGCUAACCCCUCGGGUGCCCCGCAUGGUGGUGAGAGUUUCCAUGUUGAUGUCGAAACAUUACUUAGGCGUGCAGCUGAGGUAUACGAGGAUAAGGUAAUUGCAAUGUUUGAGAGCUAUAUUCUGAGUUUGAAGGGACAUUUUAAUUCUGAAGUGGGAGGCCUUCGAACCGACUUACAAGCAACUACCACCGCGAUUGCCCAUUUGGAAACUACGGUCACAUGGGAGUUUGAUAAGAUCAAUCAGUUACUUAAGUCCGGGCUUAGAGGUGCGGAUAUGGGAGCAACGUAUGGGUUUAGUCCUCGGAGACAUUCGUCACCAUUCCCAGGUCAGAAUGAUGAUUUCAACUAUACAGAGGUUAAUCCCGAUCGACACACUACACAUACUGGUGUUCCCGAGUCAACACCGCAAGAUGGAGAGGAUGUUGCGGCAACAGAGACCGCCUCGGUUGGUUUGGGACAGAAUCUGGAUGAAGGAGAAAGGGGUGGAGGACUAUCUCCGGGUAAACAGACCGACUCAACUCAUCGAGCCGAAUUUAGAGCUGAGACAGGGGUCCAGCAUGGGGGAGAUGCUGACAUUGGACAUGACCCCAUAAACGUGGAGGUGUGCGAGCAUGGGGGAGAUGCUGACAUUGGACAUGACCCCAUAAACGUGGAGAAUCCCUCGCCUUCGGUAAACGUCGCAUCCCAUGACAAUUUUGAUGCCGCCAAUCCUCCUUCUCGAGUUGAUGUGGACGAAGUGAAUGUAUCAUCGGAACGCCGCGUUGAUGACCCAGUGUCUUGCGUCGUUAAUAAAAUUCUAUCAGAAGCGGGCAUUGAUAAAAACCCGGUCCGACCCUCCGCUGGUUCUGGAACUGAUGUACCUCAGACAUCAUCAGAUGUCAAUCCGGAGAAAGUGGGUCUUGAUGGUGUGCAUGACGAUCGUGGUGAGGCUGCUGUUGGGAAUAAGGGUGAGGAUGUGGAUGAAGAUGAUGUUACAAUUACUAAAGUUCAGGCUGGACGAGUGAACACUGAUGUAGCCGGUGGUCAAGCCGAUGGUGGCAGACGUUUUAGUAGACGUACGCAUACAAGUACGAAACGCUACACUCCUCCUGCACCCGCCGUUCGUAAGAAAGAUGGAAACAAGAAAGUGGCGCGUCAAACUGAUGAUAAUCCUGCACCUCCUAAACGGGUUAAAAAGGUGGCGGCUGAGCCAAGUAACCCAAAGCCUCGUCCUCAAGAAAAACACACCUUUAUAGGUUGCUUCUCCCCAUUUUCUCCGCCAACCCCAGCUGCAAGAGAGGCCUUCCUGAAGACAAUGGCGGAGGCAAAAUCAAAUGCGCCAUCCCUCGGGUCAAUCAGUUCCAUUGCUUCUUUGGAUGAUCUGUUCAAUUGCACCGGUGUUUGUUCGUAUGAGGCUGUGGAUCGUGUUGUAGGUUGGAUUAGAAAGAGGCGUGACAGCAAUCCAUCUUCAAAAUUUGACUUCAUCCCUCCAACUUUCUUUAUCGAUCUGAUCCGAAGUUAUCCUGCUUUUGAAGCCAUGCAAGAUAAGUCCGCCUUCACUUUUCCGAUGUCUCUGCGCAGUCAGUUCAUGCACCGGUCACAGUGGUUUACGCAAGUAGACUUUCUCUACACUCUGAUUCUGGUUAAAGACAGACACUGGAUUGGUAUGAUAGUAGAUUUGCCUAUGUGGGCCAUCUAUGUGGUGGACGCGAACCAGACAUGUCCUCCAAUUUCAGUGUUGAAAGAUGUCAUCAACCCGAUAUCGAUUAUGAUGCCGCACAUGGUAUCGAGGUUCUGUCUAACUUCACGACCUCGUGAGUUGAAUUACCUUCCGUUCCCCAUAUCUCGCUUAGACAUACCAGUUCUACUUGAACAUCCAGGGUACGCCGCGGUUGUGGCACUGAUUCUGUUAGAGAUUGCUGCCGUGGGGAAGCCUUUGAUUGAUCUGGCUCUCACUGAAGAGGAGGUCCGUGUUGCAGCGGAGAACUAAGCGAUCUCUACCCUGGGUAUGUUUAAGGUGGUCCCCCCUAAUCCUGCAGUUUAGUCGUUUUCAGAACUGUACUACUUUAUGUUUAUUCGUGUUUGAUGUAAUCCACAUUGUGUUGAUGUAUUCCCUUUCUCCUACCUCUUUAUGUUUUACUCUGUAAUCCUUUGUUUCUUCAGAAUAACAAACGAUGAUUUCUUAUGUUUAACUUAUGAUGUCCUCA